This is a messenger RNA of Prorocentrum cordatum, 2084 nucleotides long. The record is from the annotation of a GenBank genome assembly. Lineage: Eukaryota; Dinophyceae; Prorocentrales; Prorocentraceae.
UGAGUUCCGUAGCAGUUUUGGAUGAAGCCACGGCCACAAUUUGUCUCAAGGAAGGGGCGGCCCAGACGGCGUUGCAAAGAACGUCUCUGCGCGUGGGGCAGCCAUCGGGUUCGCCAUGGCUGCGAGCUCUGACCAGCAAGCAGUUUGGGCGCGCGUGGGUCGCUUGUGCGAGAACCACGGGUGCGUGCUGUCGACUCUUGGUGUAUUCGUGGCUGUAGCCUUUCGAUGUGCGGUCGCAGUGUCCCCCCAUUCGGGCGAGGCCACCCCGCCGAUGUUCGGCGAUUACGAGGCGCAGCGGCACUGGAUGGAGAUCACGACCGCGUUGCCCGCCCUGGAGUGGUACGAGAACACCACGGACAACGACCUCCUGUACUGGGGGUUGGACUACCCCCCGCUGACCGCGUAUCAUUCCCUGACUCUUGGCCAGGUGGGGCACGCACUCGUGCCCGAGUGCUUCGCGCUGUCGGCGAGCCGCGGGCACGAGAGCGUGGCCUGCAAGCUCUUCAUGCGUGCCUCGGUGGUGCUGUCCGACCUGCUGGUGUACCUGCCCGGCUGCGCCUGCGCCGUGGGCGGCUUCGCCCACGAGAAGGAGACGUCGGCGGCGCGCACGGCUGCUUUGCUGAGCCUGUGGCUGCUGCCGCCGCUCGUCCUCAUCGACCACGGCCACUUCCAGUACAACGGCGUGUGCUUCGGGCUGUGCUUGGCGGCCGCGGGCUGCGUUGCCAGGGGCCGCGUGCUGCUGGGCAGCGUGCUCUUCACCUCGGGGUUGUUGUUCAAGCAGAUCGCGCUGUACUACGCGCCCGCGUUCUUCUUCGGCAUCCUGGCCCACUGCCUUCAGCGGGGUCCCCGCGGCCUGCUGCCAGCAGUCUGGCGCGUGGGCGUCACCGGCGCCGUGGUGCUCGCCACGGCCUCGGCCAUUUUCUCGCCCUGGCUGCUGGGACCUUGGCUGCUGACAGAGGGCGCCCGUCCGCAGGCGGGCGCGCUUGGGGCGGCUGGCCAGGUGCUGCGCCGGAUGUUUCCGUUCGGUCGUGGCCUCUACGAGGACAAGGUGGCCAACGUGUGGUGUUCCAUCUCCGUGGUGGUGAAGCUGCACAGGCUGCUGCAGCCCGAGCGCGUGCCGCUGGCAUGCGCCGGGGUCACCCUCGCGGCGCUGCUGCCAACCUGCGCCUGCUGCCUCCGGACAGGCGCCUCCACGGCCGACGGCGGCUCCAGACCUUCCCCCGCAGCGUUCGCGGCGGCGCUCGCUGCCUCGGCCUUCGCAUUCUUCCUCUUCGCGUUCCAGGUGCACGAGAAGGCGAUCCUCUUCCCAUGCGUGGCCGCCUGCCUGCUGCCCCUGGCGCUCGGGCCACAGCGGCGGCCAGCGUGGGCCCCGGCGCUGCUCUGCCACCUGGUGCUGGCCUGCAACUUCUCCAUGUUCCCGCUCGUCGUGAAGGAUAAGCUCAUCAAGGUGUACGCGGCGCAGUGCCUUGCCCUCGUAGCACUCUGCGAGGCCCUGCCAGCCCCUGGCGCGCUGCGGGCGGCCUUCCGCGGCUGCUACGUGCUGGCGGUGCUGCUGCAUUGCGUGCACGCGCUGGUGGCGCCACCUGCGAGGUACCCAGACGCCUGGACCCUGCUCAUCACGGGGUCCAGCUGCGGCUACUUCGUCCUGUGCCUGGGGGCCCUGACGGUGGCCCAGCUGCGCGGCGUAUUUGACCACGGCUGGCAGGGGCGAGGCCAGAAGGAGGAGUGACGCUCGCCCGACCGGGAGUGCGCGUGCGAGUGCCUGGCGCCCACGCCGCCUGGGCGCCAUCCCAGCGCGCCUCUAGUGGCGGGACGAGUCCUUGGAGAAGCGGUCCGCUCGUCCUGUAUGAAUGAGCCUGGCGCGACGACAAUGAGGGGCACGCCUUGUGGAAAGGGCAUACGCGUGCAAUGGAGGGCAAUGGCGUAGCAACACUGCAAACAACACGACCUGGGGGCUGCUGGGGCCAGCCUCCGGGCGUUGCCUUUGAGCAGCCCUCAGCCCUGGACAUCCGCUGGUUCGUUCUUCUUAGAGACGUGCUCCCCAUGGACAUCUCGGGUUUUGUUAUUCAUCUUCUGUGGUUCGC